AUGUCCUCCACCGUGAACAACGGGGCGGCCAGCGUGCCGUCCCCGCCCGACGCGGCGAACGGCUUCCCGCAGCCGGGUGCCUCGUCGGGGGCCUGGCCGCGGGCAGAGGAGGAGCUGCGCGCCGCGGAGCCCGGCCUAGUGAAGCGCGCGCACCGCGAGAUCCUGGACCAUGAGCGCAAGCGGCGCGUGGAGCUCAAGUGCAUGGAACUGCAGGAGAUGAUGGAGGAGCAAGGGUACUCAGAGGAGGAGACCCGGCAGAAGGUCAGGACUUUCCGGCAGAUGCUGAUGGAGAAGGAGGGAAUGCUCACCAGGGAGGACCGGCCUGGGGGCCACAUCGUGGCUGAGACCCCGCGGCUGAUCGAGGGCGCCGAGCUGGGCCUGGAGUACGCGCCCUUCGACGAGGACGACGGCCCGGUGGACUGCGACUGCCCCGCCUCCUGCUACCGCGGGCACCGGGGGGACAGGACCAAGCACUGGUCUAGCAGCUCUGCGUCGCCCCCUCCCAAGAAGAAGAAGAAAAAGAAAGGCGGCCACCGGAGAAGCCGCAAAAAGAGGAGACUAGACUCUGAGUGCAGCUGUGGGAGCUCCUCACCCCUUCGCAAGAAGAAGAAGAGUGUGAAGAAACACCGCCGAGACAGGUCUGAAUCUGGGUCCCGGAGGAAGAGGCGGCACAGAUCUCGAAGCCCCAAGAGCAAAAGAAAAGAAAAGAACAAAGAAAGGAAAAGGCCGCAUGCAGAGUCUCCAGGCCGCAGGUCCCAUCGUCACAGCAGCGGCAGCUCCCACAGCCCCUCCCUGUCCUCCCAUUACAGUAAUUCCAGAUCACCCAGCAGGCUAAGCCCCAAGCACCGAGACGACGGGCGGAAGACGGGUAGCCAGCGGUCCAGCGGGAGCCGGUCGCCGUCCCCAUCCGGCGGCAGCGGAUGGGGGUCGCCCCAGCAGAACGGUGGCAGCAGGCAGCGGAGCGGAGCGCACGGAGGCCGCCCGGGCUCGGCGCAGAGCCCGCUCGAUAAGCCCAGCUCGCCCUCACCCAGGGCCCGCGACCAGGCGGAGGCCGGCGCAGCCACGCCGCCCGCGCGGGGGAAGGAGAGCCCGAGCCCGCGCUCGGCGCCGUCGUCGCGGGGCAGAGGAGGCCGCGCGGCGGGCGGGGCGGCCAGGCGGCGGCGGCGGCGGCGGCGGAGGCGGCGAUCGCGGUCCUCGGCGUCCGCGCCCCGCCGCAGGGGCCGCCGGCGCGCCCGGCCCGCGCAGCUCCGGGGUUCGUCCCGCUCGCUCAGCAGGGCCCGCUCCAGCAGCGACUCGGGCGGCGGCGCCCCCGGCCCCGGGCCCGAGCCCGGCUCCGAGCGAGGCCACGGCGGGCACGGGAAACGGGCCAAGGAGCGGGCCCCGCGCGCCCGGCCCGCCAGCACCUCGCCGUCCCCGGGCAGGCACGGCGGGCCCGAGGGGAGGAGCUCGUCGCGCAGUCCGGGCCCGCACCCGCGCUCCUGGAGCUCCAGCCGCUCGGCCUCCAAAUCCCGCUCGCGCUCGGCGGAGAAGAGGGCCCGCAGCCCCAGCCGCUCGCCGUCGCCCAAGAAAACCCUGGGUCGGGACAAGGACGCGGAGAGCCGCGCGAGGCACGCCGAGGCCGAGGCCGCCCGCGCCCGGCGCCGCUCCCGCAGCUACUCGCCCAUCCGCAAGCGGCGCCGGGACUCGCCCAGCUUCAUGGAGCCGCGGCGCAUCACCAGUGCCCGGAAGCGUCCCAUCCCCUACUACCGACCCAGCCCCUCGUCCUCCUCCAGCUGCCUGAGCAGCGACUACUCAAGCCGGAGCCCCAGUCACAGCCCCAGCCCCGGCCACAGCCACGGAAGCUACAGCAGCCGCAGUCGGACCCGCAGCCGCACGCGAAGUCCCUCCCAGACCCCCACUCCCAGCUACCACAGCCGGAGCAGCUCAGAGAGUGGGGGCUUCUGAGCCCAGCGGACCCAGCUUCAUGCCCCCUGGCACAGGGCAAGGCCAGGGCUCGGGCCCCAGGAGCUGUGGGAGGCAGUGGGGCCUGCACCCCACUGCGACAAAGAGGUCCCGGGACAGGGGAAGACCUUGAGGGUGGUGGGUGCCCUGAAGACAAAGAGGAGCUGGAUUCUGCUGCUUCUAGAGGGUCCCCACCCCACCUCCUGCUCACCCACCCAGUCCAGGGAACAAAGAGCCGUUUCGAACACAGGGAUCAUCACCCUUUCCUGCUUGAUGCCAGCUCACCAGGCUGAGGACCUCAGUCCAGUGGAGCCAGGGACACCCUCUUAAAAGUGCCAGACCUGGGAGCCUCCCCUGCCACUCCAUAGGGCCCUCAGUUCCUCUCCAGCACUAGGCAGACACGGAGUGGGACAGCAGGCCGGAGCUAAGUUAGACAAAAGGAGGGACGGCCUAACCCUUGGUGCACCACCCUCCAGGCUGGGGAACCCCUUCCUUCUGAGCUGGCUGCAGGAGGACCCUGGCUGCGGGCUGGAGGCUGGCCUCACGGCCUCCGCAAACCCCUUCCCUGGCCCAAGAGUGCCCAGACUGGGUGGGGCCCCUGAGCCUCAGCCUGUGGGCCCAGGGAGCUCACCCUAGGUCCCACCUCUCCAGGCCAGGCUCUCCCCUCCAGCCGUCGCCCUGUGCUCUUCUGAGCCAGGGCUUCGCCAGCCAGGCCGUCUGCGUGAUCCGAGGUGGGCCCUACAGACCCCAGCUGCCUCUGACCCUGAGAUCAAAUGGGGUCCGGGUCAGAAGGUGGAAGAGAGAAGGGGGGGAUGGAGGAGGAGCCUGUGGGGGGGACAGCAGUGCGUGGGAGGACCAAGUGGGCUCCGGAGCCCCGGCGUGCCCCGUGGCUGGGACCUGGGUCAGAUGGCGUGGGCAUAGGAUGACGUGCACUCCAGGGCGUGCCCACGCGAGCAGGGAGCCAGGGGGAGCACUCAUUCCUCCUCUCCCAGAGAGGGGUGCUACAGCCCUUCGAAGGAAGGGUAGACUCUAGACUGAGGGUGGUGGCCUGGGGCACAGACAGACGGACGGAUGGGGAAACAGUGAGCCCCCAGCCCUCUCCUGCUGCUCCCAGCCCCCUCCUCCCGGGGCCCUCAGGGAUCUCACAAAGUCUUCCUUGGCCCAACAGGGCAGACGCCCUGGGCUCCAGUGGGGGGAGGGGUCUGGGGUCUGAUCCGGGUUUCCUCCCCCCACUCCACCCCCCAAUUUCCCCUUCCUUCUCCGCGGUGCGGACAGAAAUUGGACUCUAAAUAAUAAACACUCGGUGCCCGGACG
This is a messenger RNA of Dama dama (fallow deer), 3255 nucleotides long. It is a transcript of the gene SRRM3, whose product is annotated as serine/arginine repetitive matrix 3. Lineage: Eukaryota; Metazoa; Chordata; Mammalia; Artiodactyla; Cervidae. The transcript has 14 exons. Bases 1 to 1944 code for a protein of 647 amino acids. Gene Ontology annotation, molecular function: mRNA binding. The record is from RefSeq and is a predicted model, not a curated record.